AUGAAGAUUCACAUAUACGCUUCAUGUGGUUUGUGGAAAUCGUCGGUGAAGAAUGGUUGGGGGUUUCUUGUUGAUGACGAAAAAGGAGGCAGGUUACUUACUUUGGACACAAGUUCCACCUUUGAUGACCUAAAAGUUAUGGUGUGUGAAGACUUUGGACUUGAUAUAAACGUGGUCAAAUUGGAGCUGAGUUACUUACCUUCUGAUCUGAUAAACAGCAUCGACUCACCACCUGUUAUCAUCACCAAUGAUCGGCAAGUUAGGAAUUUUCUUACAUAUGUGAAGAACAAAGCCUCAACGCGGUUGUCUGUGAGUAUUCAAUCUAAGGUCGUGAAAAGCAAUAGCAUAGACGAUUUUGACUUGAAUGAAGAAGCUACUGAGUCGCCUAACAGAGAGGAAGAUCCAAUGGAGUCUGACGAGUCAGAUGAUAUGGAUUCAGAAGAAGAUGUCGAGGUACAUGACAAUGAUGCUGACAAAAAGUGUGAGAAAGAGAAGAGCGAUGGAAAUGGUGUUCGAUUUUCUUUGGUGGACUUUGUGAAGGAGGGUCAACAUUUUAGUUCCAAGAUGCUUUUGAAGGUAGCAUUCGAAAUCUGUGCAAUGAAACAUAAUUUCGACUAUAAGCUUGUCAAAUCGGAUAAAAAGGUGUGGUACAUUCGUUGCUCAGAUGAUGAUUGCAGUUGGCGUGUUCGUGCAGAGGGUUUAACUGGGUCAUCUUAUUUUAUCAUCAAAAAGUAUGUACCUGAUCACUUAUGUGCUCCCUCUAGAAGGAACGGUUCUGUUCGGACAGCUUCAGCAAAAACAAUUGAACAUGGAGUCGAGAUAUCCUAUUCUUUGGCUUGGGACGCACGUGAGUAUGCAAUCAACGCAGUGAAAGGUAUUCCAGAGAAAGGUUAUGAAAAAAUUCCAAAAUACUUGCACAUGAUGAGGGAAGCUAAUCCAGGGACACAGACGUCUUACGAAACGGAUUCUAAAGGGAGAUUCAGAUUCCUCUUCAUCUCAUUUGGUCAGAGUCUUCGCGGUUUCCAUGCUGCUAUUCGAAAAGUUAUUGUCGUGGAUGGGACGUUCUUAAAGAGCAAAUACAGAGGAGUAUUAUUGGUUGCUACUGCAUUAGAUGGAAACUCGAAUUUAUAUCCUAUUGCAUUUGGUGUUGUCGACUCAGAGAAUGAUCUCUCGUGGAACUAG
This is a messenger RNA of Raphanus sativus (radish), 1182 nucleotides long. RefSeq lists its product as uncharacterized. Bases 1 to 1182 code for a protein of 393 amino acids. Lineage: Eukaryota; Viridiplantae; Streptophyta; Magnoliopsida; Brassicales; Brassicaceae. The record is from RefSeq and is a predicted model, not a curated record. The transcript has 2 exons.